Messenger RNA from Heterocephalus glaber (naked mole-rat), 2510 nucleotides. It is a transcript of the gene Lrrc15, whose product is annotated as leucine rich repeat containing 15. The record is from RefSeq and is a predicted model, not a curated record. Gene Ontology annotation, cellular component: extracellular matrix. Lineage: Eukaryota; Metazoa; Chordata; Mammalia; Rodentia; Bathyergidae. Gene Ontology annotation, molecular function: protein binding.
UUAAAAGCGGAGCGCCCGGGCCGCUGCACUCAUGCUGCAGCCAUGAGCCCCACUCGGCUCCCUGGUGAUCGCGACCGCGGGCGUGGGCGCCGAGCUCUGGCCAUGCCGCUGAAACACUACCUCCUCCUGCUGGUGGGCUGCCAGGCCUGGGCAGCCGCCUCAGCCUCCUAUGGCUGCCCCAGCGAGUGCACCUGCUCCCGCACCUCACAGGUGGAGUGCACGGGCGCGCGCAUCGUGGUGGUGCCCACACCCCUGCCCUGGAACGCCAUGAGCCUGCAGAUCCUCAACACGCACAUCACCGAGCUCAGCGAGGCCCCGUUCCUCAACACCUCGGCCCUGGUCGCCAUGCGGAUCGAGAAGAACGAGCUGUCCAGCAUCCUGCCUGGGACCUUCCGCAACCUGGGCUCGCUGCGCUACCUCAGCCUGGCCAACAACAAGCUUCAGGUCCUGCCCGUCGGUCUCUUCCAGGGCCUGGACAACCUCGAGUCACUGCUGCUGUCCAGCAACCAGCUGGUGCAGAUCCAGCCGGCCCACUUCUCGCCGUUCAGCAACCUCAAGGAGCUGCAGCUGCAUGGGAACCACCUGGAGUACAUCCCCGAUGGCGUCUUUGACCACCUGGUGGGGCUCACCAAGCUCAACCUGGGCAAGAACAGCCUCACCCACCUGUCACCGCGUGUCUUCCAGCACCUGGGCAACCUGCAGGUGCUGCGGCUGUAUGAGAACAGGCUGGCCGACAUCCCUGUGGGCACCUUCGAUGGGCUGGGCAGCCUGCAGGAGCUGGCCCUGCAGCAGAACCAGAUCGGGGCUCUGUCGCCUGGGCUCUUCCACAACAACCGCAACCUGCAGCGGCUCUACCUGUCGAACAACCACAUCUCCCAGCUGCCGCCUGGCAUCUUCAUGCAGCUGCCCCAGCUCAACCGGCUCACGCUGUUCGGCAACACCCUCAAGGAGCUGUUGCCGGGCAUCUUCGGGCCCAUGCACAACCUGCGCGAGCUCUGGCUCUACGACAACCACAUCACCACCCUGCCCGACAAUGUCUUCAGCAACCUGGACCAGCUGCAAGUGCUGAUCCUCAGCCGCAACCAGAUCACCUUCGUCUCCCCCGGCGCCUUCAAUGGGCUCACGGAGCUCCGCGAGCUGUCGCUGCACACCAACGCGCUGCAGGACCUGGACGGGAGUGUGUUCCGCGCGCUGGCCAAUCUGCAGAACGUCUCCCUGCAGAACAACCGCCUCCGCCAGCUCCCGGGCAACCUCUUCGCCCACAUCAAUGGGCUCAUGACCAUCCAACUGCAGAACAACCAGCUGGAGAACCUGCCGCUGGGCAUCUUCGACCACCUGGGCAACCUGUGUGAGCUGCGGCUCUACGACAACCCCUGGAGGUGCGACGCAGACAUCCUGCCGCUCCGCAACUGGCUCCUGAUCAACAGGGCCCGGCUGGGCACCGACACCCUCCCGGUGUGCUCCAGCCCGGCCAACGUCCGAGGCCAGUCCCUCAUCAUCAUCAACGUCAAUGUCGCCAUCCCCAGCGCCCAGGCCCCGCCCGUCCCCGAGGUGCCCAUCUACCCGGAAACGCCACGGUACCCGGACACACCCGGCUAUCAUGACAUCACGUCCGUCUCCACCACCACGGAGAUCACCAGCGCUGUGGACGACUCCACCGACCUGACCACCACCGGGGGCACCGGCGCCCGGGAUACGGACAGCACGAGCGGGCUGGCCAUCGCCGCCAUCGUCAUUGGCAUCGUGGCCCUGGCCUGCUCCCUCGCUGCCUGCAUCUGCUGCUGCUGCUGUAAGAAGAGGAGUCAGGCAGUCAUGAUGCAGAUGAAGGCCCCCAACGAGUGUUAGGGGGGCUGGGCAGGAGCGGGCUUCGUGGGCAGGGCCUGGGACUGUGACCGUUCUGCCCGCGGCCCUGGGCCAUGCAGUAGCCCGGCUUCCUGGGAGAAGCAGUCUGGCAGGACUUUGUCCCCCAGCGAGACCCACUGGGCCAUGGGGGAGUCUGGGGGAUCCCCAGGGCACAUGCUCGGUCCCCACCUUCUCUCCAAGAACAGCUGUCUCCGCCCGGGCCCCACGCGGUGCCGGCAGAGCCCGCUGGCUGGCUUUGGGUCGGUCCUGGGAACAGCCCCUCCUCAGGUUCCGGAAGUCCACCUCCCUGCUCUUCUCUCCUGCCUGCUGGCGUGAUGCUGUCCCCUCAGAUGAAAAUUCUGCCCUUGAUUUUCUGCCUCUCAAGGCAGAGUGGGCUCUCUCCCCAGGAGGGCCCAGAACCAGGCUGCCGGUUUCUUCCGAGCUGGGCAGUGCUCUGGCUCGAAGGCUGCUGGGCACAACAGCAGCAGGAAGCCCGGCCACCUGCCUCCUGGCACGGCGCUGGCCUCUGCUUCUAUCUGGUGAUUGUUACCUGGAGCAGGAGCGAAGCCACCGAUUCAACACACUCGGCCUUGUAGAGAAUUUCCAAACUUGGAAAAUGUUAGCCUUUACGGAAUAAAAUGAUUUAGAGUUUCUGACUUCUAAAAACA